Messenger RNA from Xyrichtys novacula (pearly razorfish), 3551 nucleotides. The record is from the annotation of a GenBank genome assembly. NCBI's taxonomy places the organism in Eukaryota, Metazoa, Chordata, Actinopteri, Labriformes, Labridae.
AGAAAGUGUGGAGGAGGAAACACAGCAGGAAUCUAGGGUUUAUCAGAUUUUGAACCUGCAGCUUUUCUCCUCUCUUAUUCUAAAUCUGGAAAGCUUUAACCAUGUCGGACAGUUUUUUUAAAAUCCGGAGAGUGAGCGGGCACACAGGGAAUUUUAUCCCAUCCGGUCGGCAGCUUCCAAGAACUCCUCCUUUAGCGGAUGUGAGGAGACACCUGGAUUUCUGUGAUGAGGAAAUUCAGCCCAGUGUGCAGGUACGCAGAGAUUUUCCGUUUUCAAUUCAGAUUUAUCGACACAGUCAGAUCUGAUUUCUUUUUCUUUAACAGGCAAGAAAUAAAGAUGAAAACAAUCAAGAGGUGAUGUUAGGGUCCAACAGUUUCCCAACAAAAACAGGUACGUAGACGUUUAAACAUCUGCUGUUUAACUCUUCAUGAUGAACUGCAACUAAAAGAGCUCAUCCUUCAGAACCAGAAGACCCACAGUCCAUGCUGAGAGGGAUGAAGGGUUACCAGCUGACCCAGACUGACCUGGAGUUUAUCGAAAAGAUGAAGGAGGAAAAACUUGUGAAAAAGCUGCAGGUGAGUCAGGCUCGCUCUGUGUCCUGAUCACUAAAAGGAAGUUAUAUAUGUUUCUUUGAUUGCAAUUAUCCAUGUUUGGUUUAAGGUAUCAGGAUGUGAUUUGUGCGUCUGCAGACUGAUCUGGAGGAGAUUCAAAAGCUGUUAAAGACGGAAGUGAUGGAGUUUGAGUUAGUGUGUGCAGCGAGGGAGAAAGCACAGGCCGAACUUCAGAAGGUAAGACUCUGUUUCAGUCACCUCCUGAAGUCUUAUACCCUGUAGAGGGACAAGGCUAUGGUGGCCCAAAUGUGACACACAUGAAUAUUAUUUAGACAUUUCUGUAAUUUUUUUUAAAAAAGUCUUGAAUGAUUUUCUUCAACAUUUCAGGUUUUGAGAAAAGAUUUUUAAAAAAAACAACCCAGUAACAAGAAAACAUUGCCAAGAUGAAAUUUCCACUUCUUUACAUAAUUUUUUUUAUUAUUAUUAUUAUUAUUAUCAUUAUUAUUAUUAUUAUUAUUAUAAUUAUUGAUCAGAAAUUGAGGAAAAAAUCCAGAGAAAAUGAGCAGGAGUUGUUUGUUUUGUAAAAUUUGCUGAUUUAUUUUGGGGUUAACAAGACAUUUAAGGAAAGGGGAAAACUGCUGAAAUAACUAUCAUGAGGAAAAACUGCGUCCAAAACUUCAUCAUCAGAACCAGAAAACUGGCAUUUAUAUCAUAAAAUUUCAAAAAUUGAGUCACUGUGUUGAAAAAACAACCAGAAAUGAUGAGCUUUUGAAAGAACAACAGAGGUUUUGUUUUUUAAAAAUGAGAAAUCAAAUUGAUGUUUUAAGAAAAUUAACCAAAUUGACUCUGUAAUGGGGGAAAAGUUCCCUUUUUUAUGUCUCAACGAUGAGAAUAAUAGUUGUGAUCUUGAUAAAACAGCCGUAGAUUAUUAGAAAAUCAGCAUUUAUGCUUCAAGAUGGCAUAAAAAGAUAUCAAGAAUAAAAAAAAUAAUGAGGGGAAAAGUCAAUAAAUCAACGAUAUUGCAGGUUAAACCAAUGAUGUUGCGUUAAGACUCUAAGAUAAAUGGGGAUAAUGGGGGAAAAAAAUAAUUCAUAACAACAACAAAAAAAAACUGGUAAAUAAAAUGUUUAAAUCAGUGUCCACUCAGGGCUUCCGUACAUAUCUGACCUUUUUACCAUUAAAACAGCCCUCAAGUCCUGGCUGCUUCAGGAGAGGACAGAUUUCUGUACAUUCGCACCAUCUUUAAACUGAAAAGUUCCUCAAAAGAAGAAAAAGUCUCAGUCAAACAUCCUGAUUUUGUUUUGAGUCAGCUCCCCUCCCGUGAAGAUCUCAUCCAGUGGAUGAAAGUAGUCCUCGAAACCAUGCCGCUGUCGUCUGAUUUAACGGACCUGGACGCCCUGACCCUACUCGCCACAUUGACAAAAGAUGACGUCCAAAGAGCGGUGGACAAGAAGAGGAGUGAGCUCGCUAGGAUGGAGAAGAUGGUGGCAGACAAGUAAGAUCUGAACUCCUCCCACUGAGCUGCUGAAGGUAGUUCCUUUUUCAAGAUGGCGUAAUCGUUUACUGAUGCCUGUUGGCCAGAUUCGGCAAAAUUCGUCUCCUUUUUUUAAAAUGUUUUUUCUUUGCUAACUUCCACAUUUCAAGUUUAUACUUAAGAGUAAAGCUAGACACUGAAUAAAAAGCUACAAACAAGUUUUACUGCUUGUUUUUUUUUUAGCUGGAUUUUGCACCAGGGUUUCAGACUGUCCUCCAGCUUCUACAAACAAUUAUUUGCUAUGAUAGUGGCCCGUGAAUGCCUGCAAGAAGUCCUGGUAAAUGAGUUAAGUAGUAACACUAAACUCUUAAACAGAAAGAAGAGAGAGGUUCAGGAACGAGGGCAGCUGGAGAAACGAAUCGCUGGUGAACAGGUAAAAGGUCUCUUCAUUACCUUCAGAUAUACUUGUUGUCAAGUCUUGCACUACCUUGUGGGUCACCAGUGCUAAUUCCACUCAGUUCCAUAACGAGACAAAAACUUCUCACUGGAGCUUUUGAAGUUGAACUGUUUUGGUAAUUCUUCACAUUUUUCCCAGAUGAAGAUUCAGAGUCUAAUCAGCCAGUUAGCCAUCCUGAAAUGUGAACUUUCACAACAAGAGGUGAGACUCUGAUUUUGUUUUUCCAUUACUUGACUGGGCUAAAACUGAGCAAUUGUCAGGAUUUAUUGUCCUCUUUUCUGCUUUCACAGGAAGCCUAUAAAGCUCUUUCAAUGCAGAUCAGUACCCAAGAAGCCAAAAAAGCUAAAGUGGAGGCAGAAGACGUCAAACCCUCAGAGGAACCGCAGACCGCCAAAGCGAAAAGUCAAGGAAAAGAAAGAAAAAAGGCAGCAGAAAAGUUACAAAACACAACAAAACCGACCAGGAGCAAAGUCCCAGAGGCUAAAACGGACAAACUGAGCAGAAAACAAGCAGCUGCAGAGCAAGUGGAACACCCAGGUCUGAGGAGAUCCAAGAGGAUCGCCAGUCGGAGGUGAUGGGUUUGAUGGUUGAGUAGCGCUAGAGUGCUUUUGUUUUUUUUUUCCCCCCUUCAGACUGAAAAUCUCAUUAACUUGGUGAAAGCUCGUCAUAAAAUCUCCCACAAACAUCUGUGAGUCCUUCAGCGGGAACUCUUCCCACACUGGUCAUCUCUUGGCGUCUCUUUUGGUCGCACUACAACAUCCCAAUGUUGGAUAGAUCCGUUUAUUUAGACCACCUUUCAAUCUUUACAAUGAACCCUCAAACUUUUUAGCUGGUCCUGUUUUUGUUUUUGGCUCCAUCUUCUGGUCAAACUUUAAGACUUCACGUCACUUUGAGAAAGUGAACCCUUUUGUUCGUGUUGUUGCUGUGUUCAUGUUGUGACUGUUGACAUGUAUUUCUGCAUUGUUACAGAUCAUUAUUUUUCUAUGGCUGAACCUUUUUUGAUAUGUUUGUUGAAUACUUUGUAAAAAUCUGUAUGAAGUUUUACUUGAUAUGAAAAUAAAACGUAACU